Molecule: messenger RNA, 708 nt
Organism: Eremothecium sinecaudum
Lineage: Eukaryota; Fungi; Ascomycota; Saccharomycetes; Saccharomycetales; Saccharomycetaceae
Gene: SSP120
Product: nucleobindin SSP120
Exons: 1
Coding region: 1-708 (235 amino acids)
Cellular component (GO): endoplasmic reticulum-Golgi intermediate compartment; extracellular exosome
Molecular function (GO): calcium ion binding
Source: RefSeq, a predicted model, not a curated record
AUGAAAUUAACUAAAGUCGCAGCUUGUUGUGCGCUUUGGGUUGCCGGUGUAUGGUCAGCCCCAAACGCUAUACCUGGUUCAGACAUUCAAACAGAGCAUGAAAGACCACCUGAGGGUAAGUCAUGGGAAGAAUGGCAUAUGGAACAUGAGCAUCAAAUGAAGGAGUACGAUGCUGAGACAUUCUUCGACUUACAUGAUUUGAAUAAGAAGGGUUACUUCGAUAGCAACGAUAUAUUGUCUAUGUAUGGGCUAGCUCGUAGCGAGGUCGUCGGAGCGGGAGAUGGCAUGGGGUCACAUGACAAUAGCGAGGCUGUAGAUAAAUCACUAGGUGACCGUGUAGUGAAGUUUAUUAUGGACUUUCUAGAUGUUGAUAGUAAUAAUAGGAUUACCAAGCAAGAAUUUUUAGAAUAUGCUAAGGGUGGGAAGAAAUUCCCUGAUUUAGGAGUAGGUGUUGGGCAUCAUUCGGACUUUGAAGAAGAGUAUGAAAUCCACCAUUGGAACAAAUUUCACAAGGACAGUGAUAGUGACGUCAAAAAUGUUCACAAGGAAGAUGUAGAGCAUGAAUUACUUCAUCAUGAGCACGAGAUCGAGCAUGAAGAAGCUGAAAGCAUGGGCGCGACACAGGGCACAGUCCUCACCGAUGAUGUAUUGGAGAGUAGAAUCGCUCACGAACGUAUCCCAAACAAAUAUUUUGCAGGAAUUAGGUAG